Molecule: messenger RNA, 588 nt
Organism: Fusarium venenatum
Lineage: Eukaryota; Fungi; Ascomycota; Sordariomycetes; Hypocreales; Nectriaceae
Product: acyl-CoA N-acyltransferase
Molecular function (GO): N-acetyltransferase activity
Source: RefSeq, a predicted model, not a curated record
AUGACAAACUCAGAGAAGAGCAUCAGCAUCGAACCAGGAUACCGCCCCGGUUUACUGGCCCGAUGUCUCGAGAUGCAUAUAGCCCACUAUCAUCCUGUAAACUCAUGGGGUCUCGCCUUCGAAACCUCGGUCGCCGCUGCUUGGGCCGACCUUAUCAAAAGACUCGAAUCCGACCCUCGGAAUCAAGUCUUUGCGGCAGUCCAAGAGACAGACGAUCCCGCCGCACUCACGCAGAAGAUUGUGGGCACCAUCCUGGUUGACGCCGAGAACAUGAAACAAAUCGGCACGGCACAGAUACGUGGGUUCAUAGUCGACGAGAGAGUCCGAGGUCUCGGCGUGGGCAAAAGGUUACUGAAUACAGCCAUGGAGUUUGUUCAACAGCAGGGUUUUGACCGGGUUUCACUUUACACAUCGAGAACGCAGGAGACUUCGCUGUUCCUUUACAACAAAGCUGGUUUUGAAAUUGUCGAGGACGUGGAGAAGGAUCUGUGGGGGUGGAAGACGAAUGAAUUACAACUCCAAUGGACACGUCCAGAUUUAUUGAGCAGGACUGUAAACGGUAUUCAUGUUAGACAGAAUGAUGUAUAG